Molecule: messenger RNA, 1086 nt
Organism: Triplophysa dalaica
Lineage: Eukaryota; Metazoa; Chordata; Actinopteri; Cypriniformes; Nemacheilidae
Gene: fam162a
Product: family with sequence similarity 162 member A
Exons: 5
Coding region: 143-661 (172 amino acids)
Biological process (GO): positive regulation of release of cytochrome c from mitochondria; neuron apoptotic process; cellular response to hypoxia
Cellular component (GO): mitochondrion
Source: RefSeq, a predicted model, not a curated record
GAGGCAGCUUGGAUCCAGUUUGCGCACUUGCAGCUGGACGACUUUCAGACUUCUUGCCGUUGUCAUUUCGGCACGUUUUCAUGGCUUACGUAACAGCUGUGCCUUAGCUUAACGUCACACCUUAUUAUUUCUUCGGAAAGGAAUGACAUUCAACAUGAUCAGAGGGCCUCGCAUUGCCUUUGGCAAUUUAAUAGCGCACGCGCGGAGAGGUGUGAUGAUGAACACGGGUAGCAGAAGACUGUGUACUAAACCUCAGGAGGGGCCAUCCGUACACCAACAGGUGCCAUCCGUACACCAACAGGUGCCAUCCGUACCCCAACAGGCUCAACGACUUGGGUUUAAAUUGCCAGGCUACCGCCCAUCAGAGUGGGAUAAAAAGAUGCUGUUGUGGUCCAAGCGAUUCAAAACCAAAGAACAGAUUCCAGAUUUUGUGUCAUUUGAGAUGAUUGAUGCUGCCCGGAACAGAGUGCGUGUGAAGGCCUGCUAUGUCAUGAUGGGAAUGACCAUCUUGGCUUGCCUAGCUACGGUUAUCUCGGGCAAACAGGCGGCAGGUCGGAAUGAAAACCUGACUUCUCAGAACAUGGAGAAGAAGGCUAGAUGGAGAGAAGAAGCACAGAAAGAGAAAGAGGAAGCUGCUGUCAUUGCAGGGAAAGCUCAUUGAGAUUUGGCAGAGCUCUUAAGUCUGAUAGUUUUAGCUCUGGCUCAUUCAUUAACGAGCUGUUAUAUUGUAUGCCAUGCAACAUUGGUUCACUGAAGGUGUAUUAAUCUUCCUUCAAGCAGUCAACGUAGUAGUGUCAAAGUUACUGGUAAAUAACAAGGUGUGAGUUUUUAUUUAUGUUUUUUUGUAUAUACUUAAAUUAAAAUAUGUUGCGUCACUUAUUUCCCUCAGUUAGUUAUUUUGUAUUGCUACAAUUUGAUAAAAACUGAUAACAUAAACUAUGUGAAAUGGGUGGAUAAAGCAGACAUUUAUUGUCUAGGACUGGUGAAAGUUAUUAACCAGACGAUCUAAAGCAGACAAUACAAUAUGUUCAACAAGGUAUGUGUUGACAAAAAGUAGGUUGAGUGUAAUAAAAUUGUGACAACUGA